Electrophorus electricus (electric eel) is the source of this 4266-nucleotide messenger RNA. The record is from RefSeq and is a predicted model, not a curated record. NCBI's taxonomy places the organism in Eukaryota, Metazoa, Chordata, Actinopteri, Gymnotiformes, Gymnotidae.
AUGGCACCUGAUCAAGACCAUCAGGUUGAGAAACUGGUGGAUCAAGCUUUGAAGUACAGUAAAUUCCAGGACCUGGAGCAGUACUUACUAGAUGAGACCAGAGAGGGGUUAUUUUUUAAAUGCUCCAGACAGUUCCUGUCAAAACUGGACAAACUUAUCAACCGGGAACUAGACCACAGGAAUAUGAAGCAUGUUUCUGUAGUAUUCACCAUCCUUCAUAAACUGGGGGACAUGCUGGUCUUUCCAGGGGAUGAAGACAUAUCAGUGCUGGUGUCACAGGGACUUGUUACAAAGAUGGUACAGUGGUUUGAAAAGAUCAGACAGUUCUGGGUUGAAGUAGGGCCAAUGAGGAAUGAGGUUCUGAUAAACCUAGCUGAAGACUUCUUUGAUGCACUGAUGGUUGUUCAUCAAAGUUCCAAAGAGGGUAUGCACCAGGUGACAGAAUCUUUGCUUCAUCACAUUGGCAAGCUGGCGUCUGAUGCCCGAGUUAACAUUCUGAUUCAAAAAGAGGCUGUGAAGAAACUGAAUGUGAUACUUGGAAAGAUCCCAGUAGAACUAAAGAAAGAGAAGAAGAUCUUGACAUCACAGGAAGCCUCGAGUGUGAUGGAUGAUUUGGCUGGCCAUAUCCUCAAAGGAGGGGAUUAUGAUCUCCAAGUGGCUUUGAUGGAGGCUCUUUGUAGAAUGACUUCUCAUGCCCAGCGGAGGGAUCUGGCUGACCGGUGGUUCAGGAUGGAAUUUGUUGCUUCUGCAUUCAGCAAGAUCCAGGAUUCAGAGUUUGAGACUGAUUGUCGAAAAUUUCUAAACCUAGUAAAUGGAAUACAAGGAGAUGGACGAAGUGUGUUCUCAUACCCUUGUCUGGAGGUGUUUUUGGACAAGCAGCCGCUGUUAAUGCCUGUGGAUGAGAAUCUUAAGGAGUUUUGGAUUGACUUUAACCUGGGAAGUCAGAGCAUCUCCUUCUACUUUUGUCUAGCUGGUGAUGUGGCCCAGGAGGGUCAGUGGGACACUUUGUGCAUAGCGGAAAAUGAGGUGUGCAGUUACACAGUGGAAGAAGAGAAAGAUGUGAAGGUGCUGCAGCUGGUUUUAAUUGAGCCACUGUGCCUGAGCAAUUGUGAGGGCUCCAGACUUUUCAUCCACUUCAGCGCCUCUUUAGACAUCCUCCAGGCCACCAAAAAAGUUUAUGGAGAGUACAAGAAUAAAAAAUUCAUUCCAAAGACCACCACAUCUGUGGUUAAAACCACUGUCCAAAUAAUUCUGGAUGAUGGAGGGUCACAGGUUCUUUUUCCUGAGAGUCAGGGAUCUUCUCAGCCCAAAGAGACAGCAGUACCUAUGUCAGUGAGGAGCAACACCCCCUCUCACUCAUCUCUCUCUCAUGAGAGAGCCGCCCAACAUCUCAACCAGCAGACAAUAACACCAUUGAGGAGUAAGGUGUCUGAGUCAUGUAUGUAUGUCUCUGGCAGUGCAGGACGUCAGCUCGGCAAAAGCCCUUUCAGCUGUGUGCUGCCUACCUCUACACCAGUUGGGAAGGCAAAGGUGAAGCCAGCUCUUGAAAUGGUGGCCUCAGAGACUAAACUGAGAGAGCUUUUGAUAGCUAGACCAUCCCACAAUAUGCCUUCAGAUCAGGAAAAUGUAAAAAAACAGCAGAUUCCUGUAGACAAAGUAUUGGAGAUGGUGCAGGCUAAUCAAGAAGAGCCUUUAGAUAACAGUAUAGUUCCAGACUCUCAGCCUGCAAUGAGAAAAGGAACCUCUAUGUUACCAGGCCUCUGUGAUAUCACCAACAAAAAGAGAAUUUCAGUCUCUGGAUCACUGUUGCCCUGUCAAAGGGAUUUAUCCCAGCAUCAGUCCAAAUCAGAGCUCCCACCACGACCCUCCUCAGCCCAACAUACAUCUGCUAGGUUGAGCCACAAGCAGCUGCAUGCCCAGCUCACUCACAGACUGGAGAAGGUGUUGUGGGAGCGUGAGCUGCAGGCCAAGCCCUGCCCCGCAGCACAAAAAGGAGUCUCUUCAUUGGAGCAACACCUUCCAGAGCCUGCAAGUUUAGGAAAGGGGCCCGGGCUAGUGAAAGGGUUUCGAAAACCCACACCAGCUAAACCUGCCCAGAGCAAACAGCCUAAGGGCAGUUUGACUGAAAUGAGCAAAGAUACAGUGAAGCCUGCUGGUCUUAAUGUAAAGAAACACCUAUUCAGUGACAGUGACACAGACAAUAUGACAGAGGUUAGCUGGUUAAAAUCAGCCAACCGGAAGCCCAGGCCUAAAGUGGCUGACUACACCAGGCAGCCUUCAAAGCCCUCUUUUCCAACUGCAGAAACUACAAUUGAGUCUCCAAGUGUACCUGUGCUUUCAGACAAAGCUGAAAAGCUGCUGCUUAAAUCAAAAAGGAAGAGGCAGAAGAAGGUGAUGGAGCAGGAGGAUAAGAAAAGCCUAAACAUUGCUAGCAGGAUGCUCACAAGUAGGCCACAACGAAGUGCAGCUCUGACCAAAUGCUACAAAGAGCCAUCUGAUUCUGAGCGCGAGUUUGAGACUGAUGAAUCACCUCCAACCAAGAAGUUGCUUGUUAAACAGCCAGAGAGGCCUAAAAGUACAGUCUCACUUCAGACCAGAGGAGAACCUCAAAAGACUGCUUCACUGCAGGCCACAGGACGAACAGAAAAAAAAGAUGAGACUUGCUCUUAUGGCAUGUAUAAACAACCUGAGAGAGAGAAGAAACAGUCAGAAGAAAGCACCACUCAGUUAGAAACAGAUCGUUUGAAGUUGACGGAGGAGAAAGCGGACCAGGAGUUAAUGUGUCCCGAGCAGACAGAGAGCAAGAAGAGUCCAGAUCCUCAGCAACCAUCUAAACAACAGGAAGAACCGUGGGCCGCUAAAUUUGACUUUUUCUGUCCUUCCCAUUUCUCCAUUGAGAAGAUGAGAUCUGUAGAGAACAGUGCAGAUUUUCCCAGAUCUCCCCUCACACCCCUCCAGCCUCUGCCAAUCUCUCCUGUUGGUGUUGUCUCACCCCCUAUGGAGCUGCCCAGUCAUCUCAAAGGGAUUCAAGCUUCCUCCUUCUAUAAGACUUCAGGAGGGUACAAUGGAGCCAAAUUUCCUAUUCACCCUCCUGUAACCAUUGUUGCUCAGAAGCAAAGUUCUAUCCAGCCCCUCAUCGCUUCCACAGGUAGAGAAACACUUGCCCACUCCUUCCCACUCAACUCUGCAGACAUAAAGGAGAAUCUUGGAGACUUGAUGAACAGCAGAAGCCUGCAGGCAUCCUUUGACAAAGAGUCUGUGAUGACACUAAGCCAGUCCUCACACAGAUCAAGGAACAACAUAACUAUGAUCUGCACUGAAGUAGAGAACACACCUGCAUGUAUGCAAGGAAGCAGGACUGAAGAAAAAGACUUUCAGUCAGGUCCAGCAACCCGUCGGAAACGUCACAGUUCACGUAGUUCUAUCAGUCUGUCUGAGACAGACAACAGCGAGGAGGAGGAAGAGGGUGGGACUAAAUUUCUGCCCAGAGAACUAACAAUCAAAAUGAAACCAAGAAGGCUGUUUAAGCCUACAGACAAGCCACAGCCUAACAACAAAGGCUUUGAACAACCCGUAGAAUAUCAGAACAGCUCUGAGGAAGAGGACAAGGAGAAUGUGAGCCCUAGACCCAGAGUAGUUGAAGAUCUCGAUAUACACUCCACAGUAUUGUCUAAUGUGGUGUCAAGCUGUUGGGACGCGAGUGUAGAAGCAGAUGUAGAUGUACCACAGCCUUCAAUCAGCACUUCUCAGGACAUGAGCAUUUUCUGCCAUCAGUUCAGUUCUGAACUUAAAAGAAAGUUUGAGAGCCGCUCCAGGAAAAUGGAUCUCUUCGCUAAACAGUCCCUAAAGGCCUUCAAGCAGCAUGUGUCUUCUGUCAGUGUACAGGUGCUCAAGUACAGAUCUCAGAGACUGGAGAAGGUUAAACAAGUUAUAAUGGAUGAAAUUAAAAACUUGGAGCAAGAUGACACUGCUCUAUGCAACAUGGAGAAAGAACUGACAACAUACUGGAAGAAGCAAGCACUGGCUUUCAAUGCAUAUCAUGAGAGAGGGACUCGGAGACUACAAAACUUAAAAAGUGCCAUUGAGCUUAAUAUGUGCGAUAGUUUGGAGUAUGAGGAGCAAAUUUUCUCAGCAGAGAUGUGUUUGAUGAAGAAGGAUAUGAGGUCUGUUCAGGACCGUUUAUUCAAACAGAUGCAAGAGGAAGAGUUGCUGAGUAUGCGAAGAGGACUACAGACCCUGUUCCUCCAAGAUGUCUCCAUGUUUUGA